Molecule: messenger RNA, 2998 nt
Organism: Hypoxylon fragiforme
Lineage: Eukaryota; Fungi; Ascomycota; Sordariomycetes; Xylariales; Hypoxylaceae
Exons: 2
Coding region: 447-2630 (727 amino acids)
Cellular component (GO): cytosol; nucleus; mitochondrial outer membrane
Source: RefSeq, a predicted model, not a curated record
AUCUAGCUUAGCACUAUAUACUUAGUAUUUACUAGGCAGCGGAUACCUACGCAGCCUUUGUUUAGUCUACCGGCUUUUAGAACGUCAUUCCGGCCGUCCCUGAAAAAAGGGUCACAGGUAACUCGGUAAAUAGCAAUUUCAGCUCCGACGCACGAGGCAAUAUCUGGCUGGUCGUCAUUUACAUAAGCUGUCCCAAACUUAUAACAACAGUGUCGAACCCUUCACUCACAUGCCCUAAAAACUGCUUGUUUUUACGCCAAAUUGUGGCGUUUUAAGAAAUCAGAAGGAGCCUACUCCCUGUGUCUUUGUCAACAAAGCCGGAUUCUUCGGCUACUCUUUUUAAUUUAAAAAAAAAAAGACUCGAGGGUGGUUACUGUCAACCUCGUAGUCAAAAUAGUUCCUACCCUUUUCAUAAUUUAGAAAUUUAUGCCCCUAAAUCUAUCACCAUGAGGGCAUGGUUUCGGGGCUCGGCCCCUAAAGCUAGUGCGGGCUCGAGCCCAGCAGCUUCCCAGACGGAUCUCCGUGCUCGCGAAAUAGCCUCGAUGGAAGAUGCGAUGGCCAGUACCGCUCUGAUCAUGAAUGACGAUAUCGACGGCGCCGAAGAAAAACUGCGGAAGGGGGAUUCGGCUUUUCAUCAUCUUGGAUUGAGUAUUUGUAUGUUUAUGAGGAGUAUUCUGGGUUUCGAAAAGGCCUACAUGGUCGAAGCGAGCAAUCGUCUCUACGAGUGCGAGACUAUUGCCUGGAAUCAAAUGAAGAAGGCCCAGAAGGAGGCUGGGAGUUCUAAUGGGGCGGAAGACAAAAUUUACCCCCCAGGAAGUGAGUACGCAUUGGUUAUCGCCGAUGCGCAACUUAUGUCGGCCAUCAUAGCCGUACUACACGAGAGCUUGACCGAAGGUCUCAAGGGCUUUUACAAGCUACGAAAGGCCUUCAUCACACUCGACGGAAUUAUGCAAUCAGAAACGGCAUAUCUCAAGAGAAAGGGGUUGCAUUCUGAUUUUUCCAAAGAAAACAUUGAGUCGUCUUCCAGCUCAAUUUCCGGUGGACACGGUAGUUCUAACGACACUGAUGACACCGACCUUGAGUUUGUAGACGCGGAUGAGGGACACUCUGGAACACAAACGCCUCUGAAAUACGAAGGCCACCUUUCUAAAAGCACUGAUACGCCUGAGAAGCGAAUGAGUAAAUUAUCUAUAAAUUCAAAUUCCGCAUCAAAACCGGGAGGUACGAACAGGCCAGUAAGUCCACCUACGCGAGGUGGGUUUAAGAGUGGCCCCGACUCGGAGAUCUUCAGCAAUACUGUCGACAGUUUUACCCAUAGCGGCGUCAACAUGUGUUACGGUUCUCUCUUACUCCUUCUUUCCAUGGUUCCUCCUACCUUCUCGCGUCUCCUGUCUAUAAUUGGCUUCACGGGCGACCGUGAGCGCGGCAUAAACAUGCUUUGGCAGAGUUCAAAAUUUGAUAAUAUCAAUGGGGCUGUAGCAGGCCUCAUGUUACUGUCUUAUUACAACGGUCUUCUAAGCUUUGCCGACAUUCUUCCCUCUGAGAAGGAUAUUAGAAAUGGUGCUGUUAUUGGGUACCCGAAGGCUAGGUGCAGUGCUCUCAUAGCUCAGAUGCGCACCCGAUACCCGGAGAGUGGAUUGUGGCGAUUCGAGGAGGCCCGGGUUCUCAGUAUCAGCAGGGACCUACCUGGCUCUCUCAGACUUCUGAAGAGUAAUACGAAGUCCAAGAUGCGACAGGUGACGGCACUGAACAAUUUCGAAAUGGCACUAAACACCAUGUUUGUACACGACUACCCCGAGAUGCGCGACAAUUUCAUCCGCUGUAUAGAACUUAACGACUGGAGCCCUAGUCUAUACUACUAUAUUGCCGGAUGUGCCGAGCUAGAGAUCUACAGGAAUGCCUUCCAUAGCGAAAAGAAGGACGAGACUCGUAUCCAGCUUCACAAAAAGAAGACUAAUGAGCUACUACGCAAAGCACCUACGGUAGCUGGAAGAAAACGGUUCUUAGCUAAGCCUCUACCCUUUGAGGAAUUCGUCUCGCGGAAGAUGCAAAAAUGGGAAGAUAGGUCCAAGGAACUAGGCAUUGACCUCGUCGACGCGAUCGGUGUCAGCCCCACGGAAGAGGUGAUAUAUCUUUGGAACGGAACGAAGAAGAUGCAAGCUUCGGAGCUCGAAAUGUCGAAAAAGGCUCUAGCCUGGGAUCGACUAACGGCGCCUAAGGAGGCACAGACAAAGAUCAGGAGUGAGAUCGACGAGCAGGCUGUGCGGGAUGUCUGUCGGGCUUCGGUCGCACGGUCUCUUGGUAACUUUGACGAGGCCCGCGAGCUGCUAGAUACUGUAUUAGCUAUGGAUAAGCUGGCAUUUAAGGGCCCAACCAAAGAUGACUACCCGUUGCCUGGUGCUCACUACGAAAUGGCUGCCCUCGCCUGGAACGAAGUCCUGAAUCCUGAGCUCCGAAAAGACGUAAACGAAGAAGAUGAGGAGGGUUGGUUACGAGAGAAGGUGAAUGAAUGCCAGUCAUGGCUCGAGAAGGUGGCUAAAUGGGAGGCGUUUGUCCUGGAUGCCCGGAUCGGCAUGCGUGUACAGACAGGUCUAGACACAAUUCGGUGGUAUAAAAGGGAACAUAAAUAAGCGACUGCUUAGAUUUUUGUAGAGGUAUAGAGAUUAUGCGUCUAAUGACAUAGCUAGGGGCCUGUUGUAAGGCCGUUUGGGUUAUGAGCACAUCGAUGAUGGGCAUCUCCAGGUCGGUUUGCAUUGGUAGGGUUAGGGCAUACAUAUAUGGCUGGGAAUAGAAAGGAGUCAGCUUUGGAACCAUUGUCCUUCAUCUUUUGUCAAACCCCCCUAUCUGCCUCCUUACUUGCUUACCUAGGUACCUACUCAUUUAAAUGUCUACCUACCUAGGUACUAGGUAUCUAUCUACAGGCCUAGAUGCUAUAUAAGCAGCUACUAGCCAGUAGGUAGGUAGGUAGUGAUCAGGGGUCCAACUCCUUAUGUCGACC